ACUCUUUUUUUUCUUUCUUGACAGCAGUACAGACCAGAGGACAAGUCCAUAAAUCCUUAGUACUCACAACGGCACGUACCUCUGCGAGCACGCGACGCGUGGGAGGAGAAGGCUCGAGAGGAUGGGCACUGGCAGCGGCAGCGGGGACGCCGUCCUCCGGCAGGAUCCAUGGUUCGCCUCGUUGGUCAUCCUCGGCGCCCUCUACGUAGCCGCCGUCGCGCUCCGCCUCCUAUCGCACUCGCACCUCCUACGCCAAGGGCCGACGGACCUCCGGCGCCGCUACGGGCCGUGGGCCGUGGUCACGGGCCCGACGUCCGGCAUCGGGCGGUCCAUGGCCCUGGAGCUCGCGCGCAGGGGCCUCAACAUCGUCCUCGUGGGCCGCGACCCCGCCAAGCUCCACGACAUCUCCCAGGCGAUCUCCAAGGCUUCUUCCAACACCGUGGAGACCAAGGCCGUCGUCUUCGAUCUCUCGCUCGUCUCCACCCCUCAAGGCGACGAGGCGGUGCGGCGGUUCCGGGAGGCGGUGGCGGGGCUGGAGGUCGGGGUGCUGGUGAACAACGCCGGGGUGGCGAAGCCGUGCUCGGUGUAUGUGCACGAGGUGAACGUGGAGGCGUGGGUGAGGAUGAUCCGGGUGAACCUGUGGGCGCUGACGGAGGUGACGGCGGCGGUGCUACCGGGGAUGGUGGAGCGGCGGAAGGGCGCCAUCAUCAACAUCGGUUCCGGGUCCUCAGAGGCCAUCCCCUCCUUUCCCCUCUACUCCAUCUACGCCGCCUCCAAACGGUAUGUUGCCCAGUUCUCCAGGAGCCUCUACGUUGAAUACAGGAACAAAGGAAUCGAUGUGCAAUGUCAGGCCCCGUUGUACGUGGAGACGAAGAUGACCUCGGGCGUGCACGCGAGAUCCUCCCGCAAGCAGCGAUCAGCCCUGUCGCGGCUGAUCGUGCCGACGUCCGACUCGUACGCGGUCGCGGCGGCGCGCUGGAUCGGGGAGCGCCGCCCGCUGUGCAUGCCCAACCUGGGGCACCGGCUCCAGUGGGCGCUCUGCCGCGCAGUGCCGGACCGCGUCCACGACGCGCUGCGCCUCCGCGAGAACCUGCGGCAGAGGGCCCUCUUCCAGCGGCUCAGAUCCGCGAGGCUCCCCGGAGCCCCCCAACAAACAAAGCUGGAUUGAAUUGGUUGGCGCAUGUGUAACCAGUGUCUGCCCGUAUUAUCAGCAUCAGCCAGCUGCAUUUUUUCCGUGAAUGUACGCCGUGCUUGCUUCUGUCUACGAUGCCGAAUAUCUAUUUAGUAAGACACGUAUUGGGAAGUGCUAACCAAAUUGUGUCGCAGAGGUCGGUUGCCCAACUCUGUGGCGCUUAAAUGUAUUUCAGUUACCUAAACAAGUAAAACAGACAGCAACAGAUAUUGCUGCGAAACUCUGGAUUGA
Molecule: messenger RNA, 1423 nt
Organism: Brachypodium distachyon (stiff brome)
Lineage: Eukaryota; Viridiplantae; Streptophyta; Magnoliopsida; Poales; Poaceae
Product: very-long-chain 3-oxoacyl-CoA reductase 1
Exons: 4
Coding region: 122-1168 (348 amino acids)
Cellular component (GO): endoplasmic reticulum
Molecular function (GO): ketoreductase activity
Source: RefSeq, a predicted model, not a curated record